This is a messenger RNA of Betta splendens (Siamese fighting fish), 2440 nucleotides long. RefSeq names its product CXXC finger protein 5a (gene cxxc5a). Gene Ontology annotation, cellular component: nucleus. Gene Ontology annotation, molecular function: methyl-CpG binding; zinc ion binding. Bases 571 to 1410 code for a protein of 279 amino acids. NCBI's taxonomy places the organism in Eukaryota, Metazoa, Chordata, Actinopteri, Anabantiformes, Osphronemidae. The transcript has 3 exons. The record is from RefSeq and is a predicted model, not a curated record.
CUGAGGCGGAGAAGUCCACUUCGCUUUUUCCGCGACGCUCCAAAAAUCUAUGAAAUGUGUUUGCAUGUUCCUCUCUGCAAGCGGGGAUGUAGAGGUGGGAUUGCGAGGACCGAGAAAGCUGGGGGAACCCACGCGUUCAGCCUCUGAGAAAGUACGCUUUUCCGAAAAGAACUGGCGGCGAAUAUUGUUUUUCUUUUCCACAUUUGCCACUAACAGACGGACACUCUGUAGGAUUGUGUUCCCGGAGAAUAAGCCUUUUACUGCCCCUUUUCUUUUUUUGUCACCAUUCUGCGCGGCAGGCUGAGAGAGACGGACCGCUCGGACUGUGGGAGCCCUCCCCUCCGCUUGGAUCUGCUUUGAUGGCAGAAACGUGGAUGAGGGUUGAGCUGUAGAGCGGGCAGAAGGCUCCGGGGCCUCUCUGUUGUCGACCGGCUGAUUGGUCCAUCGAGGUGAGGCGCCACGCUCACCGGGGCACGGAACGGAACCAGAACAGGGCUCUGCUCCCCCUCCUCGCUCGCCCCUGCCCCCUUUCCACCCUCGUCCCCGACCCAGGCACACACACUCUGGACCAUGUCUAACGGGCUGUCGGCGGGGGGCCGGACAGAGGACCGGCAGCGGAGUAGCUGCAAUCAGGACUCUCCUGUGAUCGAGCGAAGGAAUCGCAGUGGCAUCAUCAGCGCGCCCCUCAACAAGAGCCUUAAGAACUCCCGCACCCUCUCCCAGUACACAGCAGUCUCCUCGGCCACCACCAAUGGACACACGGACAGUAGUGAGACUAAAAGCCACUCGGCCAAGCCUCAGCCACCUCCGCAGCCCCAGCCCACCGUCUCCGCACUGACAGCAGCCAAGUUGGACCGGACCCUGGAACAGGUUUUGGAGGGACAGAACGGCCUGCUGCACUUUGCCCAGGCAGCAGCACUGUUAAAGCGGGCCGGUAUGGAGCACAUGCUCCUGCCUGGGGGCAUGGGAGUGGGAGUUGGCGGCGGAGACGCAGGCUCGGGGGCUAGCGACUUGGAGGGUACGUCUGUCACGGACGCCGUAGGUGGUCCUGUUGACUUCCCAUAUGGAGUAGGGGGUGGCUUCCCCUUCAACCCGGGGCUUUUCAUCAUGACGCCGGCUGGAGUGUUUCUGGCGGACAGCGCCCUACACAUGGCCGGCCUGGCAGAGUACCCAGUGCAAAGUGAGCUGGCCUCCGCCAUCAACUCCGGUAAAAAGAAGCGAAAACGUUGCGGCAUGUGCCCACCGUGCAGACGGCGGAUUAACUGCGAGCAGUGCAGCAGCUGCCGGAACCGCAAAACAGGUCACCAGAUCUGCAAGUUUCGCAAAUGCGAGGAACUGAAGAAGAAGCCCUCUGCUGCUCUGGAGAAGGUGAUGCUUCCUACAGGAGCGGCAUUCCGGUGGUUCCAGUAGGAUCCCUCCUCCUCCCGACCCAAAGCUCUGCCAUCAAGUGCAAUGCCAACUCCUGGAUUGUCUCCGGAACAGACACUGGCUAAUAAACAAACAAGCAACAAAUACAUAUAUAGGAAAAAAAAACGACAAAAAGGAAAAUAAAACAGAACAAAAAAAAUCAAUCGGGUAAUGGAUGCACCUACUUAUUCCUUGAACCAAAAAUGAAGCAUAAAGAAAAGCAUCUAUGGCAACUUUCAUUCCCUUUUCUAUGUUUCCAUUUUGGUACCUUUUGUCCGUUUCUUUCCAGCAGGUUUUUAUUUUCUGUCUCUUAAACAUGGAACUGUUCAUUGCCAGAAACAGAAAUGACAGACUGAGUGUGGACAAUCAAGUAAUUUCUGUGUUUGGUGUUAAUGUUGUUCAUGUGUGGAAAGAUACAGUACUUGUGUAGAGAAUGUAAAUUUACAGCUAUAUUUUAAAAUAGUGGCUAAUGGCAAACAUUAUUGUAAUUCUUCACCGUUACGUUACUUAAACCCUUGUCUACUUUGUGAUUCAUUACGUUGACAGAUCAGUGAUUGUUGGAUUGUUUUUGAGACACAAGAGGAACGCGUCUCAAAUUGUGACGCCAACGAUUUGGGUCUUAAAUGAAACGGAAACGGUCCCGAAAGCGUCCCGGGCGUCCGGAGGUGGAAGACGCCCCUCGCUCCCAGCCGUCGCUACUGUAAACUCCCCCAUCAGCCCUCCUCUGCAUUUCCCAAACUCCUCCUUUUUGUGAAACUGGCAGCCUUAUGUUACUGUGGCCCUACUGAGCAUGUGCCAAUACUGCUCAGGGCAAUAGCACUAAGAGACAGCACUUGCUCUGAGUCUACCCUACUGAACGCACUGAUGACAAGAUUUUUUUUUAUUUUAUUUGUUUGUUUGCUAUAUUUUCAUGAUUUUGUUAUGUUGCUGGAAUAGCUACAGCUUUUAAAAAUAACCAAUCUUUGUAUUCGUUUAGGAAAUUGGACUGGUUUUGUGAAUAAAAAUGAAUGCAUGUAUUCGUGUCAAAAACGGA